Molecule: messenger RNA, 1439 nt
Organism: Suhomyces tanzawaensis NRRL Y-17324
Lineage: Eukaryota; Fungi; Ascomycota; Pichiomycetes; Serinales; Debaryomycetaceae
Product: RNA polymerase II subunit B1 CTD phosphatase
Exons: 1
Coding region: 343-1131 (262 amino acids)
Cellular component (GO): nucleus; cytoplasm
Molecular function (GO): RNA polymerase II CTD heptapeptide repeat phosphatase activity; RNA polymerase core enzyme binding
Source: RefSeq, a predicted model, not a curated record
CCACAGGGAACCCAAUGGCGAAACGUAAAAAAUAAGACUUAAAUUUCUACAAAAAUACCGUCAUUUGCAGUGAUCUAUCUGCUCCAAGUGUGACUUCCGCUGACCAAAGCUAAAAACGUACUAUAGGCCCAUUUCCAGAGCUAUACUUGCCUGCACGUAAGGUAUUAUACAUCACAUGAUACAACUCACGUGACUGACAUGACGGUGCCCCAUCCAGCCUCAGGAGCCUUCUCCAGCCUACAAUACCCCCACUGCCGCCCCCAACCAUCACAUUUCUUCACACUCUUACAAACUCCAUCCAAUUCCCACCACCAAUUGACCCCACUGCCAUUUUUUCCCACCAUGGAGUCUCUCACCCUCUCCGAGUUCCUCACCAAGCUCGAGCCGUUCGCCCACACCGACCUCUUGAUCCCGUCAGAAGCCUCCAAGCUCCAGCUAGCCAUCACCGAGCUUCUUGUGGACUACUAUGUGGACUAUCCACUUCUCAAGUUCCUCAGUCGUUUUCUCAGCCAACAGUCGUACGAUGAAAUCAUCGAAGAACGGAACAUCGACCACCAGUGUGGCUACUUGAUCUGUGACAAGUCUCCUCGCCAGCAGGUUCGCAGAGCAUCAACAGGAGCCAUGUUGGCAGACAGGUCUGCCACCAAGUUCCAGAUCUACAACCGCAAACCGUCGAUGAUCCUUCCCAACACAUAUCUCUCACAGUACUGCUGCAAGGACCAUUACCAGGCAUCGAUCUUCUACCGCAACCAGCUCUCCAAUGAGGCAAUGUUUGCACGUAAGGACAUCAUGGUGGUACGUCCUUUUUCGCCGGAAAUCUCUGCCAACUGGUACGAAAACGGAAUCACCUGCUUGGAGGAGGUGUUGUCGAAGCACAAGGAGCUUAAGGGCCAAGGAAAGUCGAUUUCUGACGUAAUUGCCAUGAUGAGUGGGUUGUCUGUGUCGGAGGGCUCGCCCUCUCCCGAUACCAGCGAGCUCAUCAAGCUCAUUGAGGACUUUGAGAUCGUGGAAAAGGAAGGUGGUGUCACCGGAGACGUGGACGAGGACGAUGAACUCGACUACGCCGAACGAGCAAAUGGCAUUGAUGGGUAUGUCACCACCAACAAGAGCUUCGGAGGCUAUGUGGUGUAAUCCUCCCUGAAUGUUCAGAUCUGGGAAAGCUACCAGAAAGCUACCAGAAAGCUACCAGAAAGCCACCAGAAACUUGCCAGAAACCUAAAAGGAGCUUCAGCUGGGAGUUAAAACUGCCGAACCUCUAGUAGUUCUAGAAGCCUCGCGUCCAACAUUCUCUGAAGACUUUCCUUACACUUCUCGACACCACACUUGGUGGUAUCCUCCGUUAUGAUUAAAUGAUCACUGCAUGCUGCUGACGAUUCGGUUCUAUGUUACACUAUAUACAGUAAGUAGAACUAUGUACAAUACGAACGAUUUUAUCAGAA